Messenger RNA from Trichoplax adhaerens, 678 nucleotides. RefSeq lists its product as uncharacterized. The transcript has 12 exons. Lineage: Eukaryota; Metazoa; Placozoa; Uniplacotomia; Trichoplacea; Trichoplacidae. The coding region runs from base 1 to 678 and encodes 225 amino acids. Gene Ontology annotation, biological process: regulation of DNA-templated transcription. Gene Ontology annotation, cellular component: nucleus. The record is from RefSeq and is a predicted model, not a curated record.
AUGGCAUCGCUGCAUUCUCUUGUUAAUUACGGCGCCGAUAGUGAUAAUGAAGAUGAACAAGAAGAUAGAAAUAAGGAUAGCUUAGUAGAGUACAGAGAUGAAGAUUCUGCUUUUAAGGCAGCAGAACCAACGGUGGUAUCCGACUCCGCUACAGACCUGCAUGCCAAUGGAAAGGCUGCUUUCUACGUUAGCGAGUCGGAUGAUGACUCUGCUAAAGGUAAGCUAGUUAAUACAGAUCAAGACGAAAUUGAUAGAGUUCAGUUACCUCCUGAACCGGAUGGGAUUCAUUCUCUGAAUGUGCAGAAAAAAAUUAUAACGAUGCUAGCCAGGAAGAUGGACAGUAAUAUGAAUAAAAUUUUGGAAAAACGGAAGAACUUUAGGAAUCCCAGUAUAUAUGAGAAAUUAGUGGAAUUUUGUGCAAUAGACGAAACUGGAACCAAUUAUCCAGCUGAAAUGUACAACCCAAAGUUAUGGGAUAAACAUGACUAUUACAAUGCAAUAGCAAAAGUACAGAAGGAAACAUAUGAGAAGAAAGAAAAGGCUAAACAAAGUCGCACUCAGUAUAUUUCUAUCGUUAAGGAGAUGAUGCAAACCGGAAAAGGAAGAAACGCUGUAAAUAGCACAUCGAUUCAGAACAAUUUGUGUCGUGGCAGUAUGUCAUCUUUGUACAUAGUCUAA